Molecule: messenger RNA, 2049 nt
Organism: Trichobilharzia regenti
Lineage: Eukaryota; Metazoa; Platyhelminthes; Trematoda; Strigeidida; Schistosomatidae
Source: the annotation of a GenBank genome assembly
AUGGAUCCUUCUAAAUUGGAAUUAUUGUUUGAACGACAAAUGAAAUUGAUGGAAAUGUUCGUCAACCAACAGACUGGUCCAGCUUCACCUUCAAGCAAUCCCAAUCAUACCAUGCUAACAUCUGUCGACAGAAUUGUGAACAGUAUUUCACAGUUCAACUUUGACCCAGAUGCUAAUGUCACUUUUGACACAUGGUAUCAGCGUUAUGAGGACUUAUUCACUGUUGAUCUCGCCUCACAAGACGAUGCCUGGAAGGUGCGAGUGUUGUUACGUAAAUUGGGUCCGGCAGAAUAUGAACGGUACUGCAACCUAAUUUUACCCCAGAAACCACGUGACAAGUGUUUCGAUGAUACAAUAAAGCUGCUGCGUGAACAUUCUGGAGACCACUCCUCAUUAUUCAGCACACGUUAUCGUUGCCUCAAGCUGACAAUGAAUGAAAAUGAUGAUUUUCUUACUCACGUUGGCACAGUCAACCGAGAAUGUGAGAGAUUUCGACUCAGGUCCUUAACAGAUGAUCAAUUCAAAGCCUUGAUUCUCAUAUGCAGUCUUCAAUCUCCUCGUUUCACAGAUAUCCGAACUCGACUGCUCAAUCAGCUAGAACAAAAUCCUAAGUUAACAUUACAUGACAUAGCUGAUGAAUAUCAACGGCUGAUUAAUCUGCAGAAAGACAUACACCUGGUCGAAUCAACACCUUCCAGAAGCUCUGAUAUUCAUGCAUUACGAAAGAGCAAAAAUCUCUCAUCAUCUACUCCUGACCCACCUACUUUCUCUAAUGUUCCACGGAAAUCUACACAUACUCGUCCAACUUCACAAAAUACUGCAAAGAGGACCCCACCAUCUGUAUCGCGGUUCGUUCAACGUUUGCGUUACAUUUUUACGUGAUUCGUUACAUAAAAUUUAUCUUGUUGUAGUACUUGCACAAGUACUAUACCACUUCCAUACUUGUAACCACUAACUCUUAUUUCUAAUAGUUAUGGUUAAUCAAAGUAAAAAGCAGCGAACCCAAUCCCCUGUAAAACUGGUGUCUAAUUUAACGUCCUUGAUUGCUACAUCAAGCAACACACCCCCAACAAACGGCUAUAGUGAGUCACAUAACUCACGUGUAUGCCGUAAGCGUCGAGCUGAAACUGAGGAUAAAACUGUACUGACAGCCAGUAUUAGCACUACUCCUAAAAAUUCGGUACCCUCUGCUCAUACAGAACUCCUCCCUUCACCUUAUGUGCUUAUGGAGAAACUCCAGCCAUCAAGCUCUUUUUCAGUACUAUCUUCAGAAAUAGAACUUCUAAAGUUGUCUAUAGGAGAACUUAAGGCUGAGUUAAGGGAAAUAAAAAACAGCAAGUCAGUAAAUGCUGGAAACAUCGAAACCAAUACCGAGAUAUGCAAAUUAUCAGAUCAGAUCAGCGAUAUCAGAUCGCAGGUCUGUGGACUGACACCUCUAACUAUCCUCAUGAAAACGGUAAACCUUAACAAGCUUGACACAGAAUCGGUAACUAAGGUAGAUAACCUCAUUAACUUUGUUACCACAGAAGUAACAAAACGACUCGACGCAAAACUCAGUGCUAUUGUCUACAACGUUCCGGACAAUGAGGCAAUAAAAAAGGUACAGCGCAUCUUACUUAGUGAAGCGAAAAUGCCUAACUCCAAGACUAAGUGCUACAGGCUGAAGAAGAGUCAACAUGAAAAGUGCUGUCCUAUUCGAUUUCAGUUCGAAACACCGGCAGAGACCAGAAAAUUCAUUCACUCCCAACACACCCUAUCGCAAGCCAGAAACUACAAACAUAUAAAGGUCGGGGUGGACAAAACAGUUAUAGAAAGGCGCGCACACAACUAUCUCACUAAGACUAAUUGUGAAAUAGGUAAUAGGACAUUGCAGCAAGCCAUUAUCCCCAACCCUGUGAAAGAUACAGUAGACCCCACCGCAUCACCCCUCUCAAAACACACAGAAAUGUCCCAUCAGAGUGCAACACCAGCCGAAAGGCCACUAGACUGUAACCAAAUAAAUAAUAAAACCAUACCACCCAUCACCGCAGAAUCUAAAAUGCCACUAAA